AUGUCACGAUUUGGCGGUUAUGGAUCGGAGGGUUGGGGUAGCGAUGACUCUGGUCGUGAGACUGGGUCUCGGAGACAAAAAGUGAUGGGUUAUUUGAAAGCUGCUAAUGAGAUUCGUCAAACAUAUCAGAGUCAAUUAUCCCAGAAAUGGCAGGAAGCCUAUAAUGAUAGAGGGGUGGAUGCUCCAGGCGCGUUCCCGGAUUAUGAUAUUACAUCUUCUGGAAAGGAAGAGAUGCUGCUUUUUCCCAGUUAUGCCAGAAGACACGUGAAACGGAACAACACGAAUGGAAGUAAUGCACAGUCUCGAUUAUUGCCUGGUACUAAUGAGCGGAUUGAGCAAUCGAGCGAUACUGGUGAUGAGGACUUUUGGAGGGAAGAGUGGGAAAAAUACGAAGACAAUAAUGCGAUUGUGGAUGUUGAUGUGCGAGGAUGGCUAUAUACCCCUCAAAAUGGUCCUAUGAACCCGCUGCCCAUUAAUCAUCCUGUCCAGCGACAUGCUGCAAAGAGAGAAGAAGAAGAUGCCAACCGAGAGGCGCAGUACCUUAUAGACAAAGGUGAACAAGAUGCGGACGUGGUAUGGAGAAGCAACCAUGCAGAGAGGGACCCUGAUUUACCUAAACGUGUCACCCGUUCGUCGACCACUACAUUAUCACCUGAUAAGAACGAUGUCACUGUUUUGAACACAAAUCUUAUGAACAGGCUGAAGCCAUUCAUGCACAACCCAUCUGUCGAUACUCCCGUAACGCUGUUCUUUUACAACGAUCAGCAAAGCCAAUCGAGGACUACACUGACCAAUGAAUCGGGGCAUUUUAAUGUCAGAGCUGCUCUAGAUUUUAUUCCUACACAUGUUCGAGUACUAGCUUCUGAUCAUCUCUCUGUCACAGAAAAAGUGAAGAUGAUCAAGCCGACUGGUGUCAGCUUAAUCAGCGAUAUCGACGACACAAUUAAACAUUCCGCGAUUGCGAGUGGGGCGAAGGAGGUGUUUUGGAAUACUUUUGUGCGAGAUUUCAACGAUCUCACAAUUGAAGGGGUCAGGGAAUGGUAUGGUAAACUGCACGAUAUGGGUGUGUCGAUUCAUUAUGUGUCCAAUUCUCCGUGGCAACUUUAUCCACAGUUGAAACUAUUCUUUGAGAUGGCUGGUUUACCGAAUGGCUCUUUCCACCUGAAACAGUACAGCGGCAUGCUACAAGGAAUAUUUGAACCGACGGCAGAACGCAAGAGAAUGUCUCUAGAGAAAAUCGUGGGAGACUUCCCAGAACGCAAGUUCAUUCUUGUUGGUGAUAGUGGCGAGGCAGAUCUUGAGGUAUAUACGGAAUUGGUUCAACAAAAUCCAGGAAGGGUUCUCGGGGUCUUCAUUCGUGACGUUACGACCACAGAGAAGAAAGAAUUCUUCGACCAUUCGUUCGCUUCCCAGCGACGAUCUGGUUAUUCGACUCCAGCCUCUUCAUUUUCUAUUCGAGAUUCGUCCGAUCUCGUUGAAAAUAGGCCGCCAUUGCCGCCUAGGAAACCAUCAUCUCCACAAACCAUUGACAACGGUGAUCUGAUGAAUUUCGAGGAUGACUCUUCCGGUGAUGAUGCGGCAGAUGUAACAGAUAAACCUGCUGCAAAGGAGUCUCCCAUCAAGCCUUCGAAACCGGCAGGGCUACGAACAGUAGUCACAACGCCUGUACAGAAAAUGGAAAAGCCUGCAGAUGCUAUACGACGAAAACCUGCUCCACCUCUUCCCAGCAAACCGUCAAGUCUAUCCACUUCAACCGAAGCAGAGAAGAAGCCACCUCCACUCCCUCAACGCAGGCCAACAAAUGGAUCAUAUACUGAGGCGGUGAAAAAUAUAGCGAUGGAUGUAUAUAAUAAUUUACCCUCUACCAAGGACACACUCGAUUCUUUGAGUCAUUUAUCUCUCAAGCACGACCCCUCUCAAUCAGAAACGAUGGAAUCUACUUCAAAACGUGGUACCCCACCCCCUGUUCCUCCAGCACGUCGAGGUACAGCAGUCACAUCAACCUCCGCAGAACGGAAAUCCAUAACCAACACCCCUCCUCCACCUCCACCAACUCGAAAUAUAUCUCGCCAAAGCACAUUCCCGACUUCAGCAGUCUCUACAACGAGACAAACCGCCGCAACCAACGCCAUGAAUUCAUCCGCAUAUUAUGAAUACCCGGAACCAGCAGCGCCAAUCUUAAACAAGCGUGAGGAACUAUGGAGACGUCGCUGGGAACGCGCACAACAGAUUCUAUCUGAUCAGGGUGUUGUACUGGGUAGUUGGAGGGUUGGAUGUGAUGUCCAGGAUGUCACGGUUUGGCUUGUAGAGAACGCUAUGAAGAAGGAAAAAGAGAAGGAUGAUAAUAAGAGGGAAAUGACGUAACAAGGACUGUGAAUAACCACCUCUUGUAUGUAUUACGCUCUGGGUUUGUUUUUAUAGAUUUGUAUAUAAGAAUCUUUGCGUUUUGUACUUGAU
Messenger RNA from Talaromyces stipitatus ATCC 10500, 2457 nucleotides. RefSeq names its product actin cytoskeleton organization protein App1, putative. Lineage: Eukaryota; Fungi; Ascomycota; Eurotiomycetes; Eurotiales; Trichocomaceae. The record is from RefSeq and is a predicted model, not a curated record. Gene Ontology annotation, molecular function: phosphatidate phosphatase activity. The transcript is spliced from 2 exons. Gene Ontology annotation, cellular component: actin cortical patch. The coding region runs from base 1 to 2364 and encodes 787 amino acids.